This is a messenger RNA of Cimex lectularius (bed bug), 1497 nucleotides long. Its product is annotated as lanC-like protein 1. Gene Ontology annotation, cellular component: plasma membrane. Bases 238 to 1455 code for a protein of 405 amino acids. Gene Ontology annotation, biological process: peptide modification; carbohydrate metabolic process. Lineage: Eukaryota; Metazoa; Arthropoda; Insecta; Hemiptera; Cimicidae. The record is from RefSeq and is a predicted model, not a curated record. The transcript is spliced from 9 exons.
UGUGAAUAUUUAAAAUUUAAAAAGUUAUCUCAGAAGUGAUUCAGUUUUAGCUACAGUUUUGUUAUUUGUUGUUUCAAUUAUUACAUUUAGUCAUAAUAAUAGUCUAAAUAAAAUGUGGAAUAAUGAUUUCAUCGUUAAAAAAUCCCUAUUGAACUUUAUAAACAUCUGUCUAGAAAAGUUUUUGAUCAAUGAGAAUUUAAAAUUCAACAAAGAAAUUUAUAUUUUUAUAUUUAAAUCAUGGACACAGUCAUCACCAAUCCGUAUCCUGAAUUCAGUGAGGAAAUCAAGAAUAAAUGGCUUCAGGAUGGUUACAUAACACCUGAAUUGGAUUAUGAAGUGUGCAAGGUGAUAGAGAAGAUGUAUUGCAAAUUGGUACAAUUAGUACCACUGUACAAUGAGCAAAGCGACUACACUAUUUAUAGCGGUUAUGGGGGGACUGCUUUUUUAAGCUAUAAAAUGUUCAAAAAAUAUGGUGACGAAAAGUAUUUUGAGGUGGCAAAAUAUUUGACUAAUUUGGCGCUCAUGAAUUUAAAAAAUGAAUGUAUCAGCUUCUUGAAAGGAGAUGCGGGGCCGUUGGCACUUGGAAUUCUAAUAAAUAUGAUAGAUGAAGACUAUGAGAAAGCCGAUCAGUUAAUUGGAGAUUUGAUAGAAUUAGGUGAUGCUGAUGAAAACAAUCCUUUUAUGGUCGUACAUAAUGACAUAUUAAGCGGAAGGGCAGGGUAUUUGUAUGCACUCAUAUUCGUUGAUCAGCAAUUGGAUGAACCUGUCAUCCCAGAAAUGUUUUUGAGAAAGCAAGUCGAACAAAUUCUUAUUUCUGGGUUUAGAUUGGCGAAACGGGAAGCAUCACUUAUUCCAUUGGAAUAUGAAUUCUGCGGUCUCAAAUUUCUCGGCGCAGCACAUGGCAUUGCUGGCACUUUAUAUAUGCUCCUCAUAGCUAACCGGUAUUUAACAGACUAUGAACUGAACUGCAUUAUACGCCCUACGCUGAAUUCUCUUUUUGCAGCUAGACUGCAUAGCCAGAAUUUUGCAAUGUUUGCAGCAGAAGAGGAAGACGAACUUGUACAGUGGUGUCACGGAGCCCCUGGUAUGAUUCAUCUAGCUGUACUGGCUAGCAUGGUCUACUUCUGCCCAAGUUAUUAUAAAAUGGCAUUGGAUUUUAGCAGUAUGAUUUGGAAGAGAGGUUUAUUGAAAAAGGGUUAUUCAAUUUGCCAUGGAGUUGCCGGAAAUGCUUAUAUAUUUUUAUAUUUGUACAAGAAAACACAGUUAGAAGUAUUUCUGUACAAAGCAGCGUGUUUUGGAGAUUAUUGUUUGAACUAUCCAGUCUAUGAAGGAAUGAAACCAGAUUGGCCUUAUUCUUUAUUCCAAGGUAUGGCUGGAAUAAUACACUUUUUGAUGGAUUUGAGGGAUCCGAUAAGUUCAUGUUUUCCGUGUUAUGAAUUGGAUGUGUCCAAGUGAUUGUUCACUCUACAAUAAAAAUAAUGUACAUUGGCACAAGAA